Molecule: messenger RNA, 1410 nt
Organism: Hypomesus transpacificus
Lineage: Eukaryota; Metazoa; Chordata; Actinopteri; Osmeriformes; Osmeridae
Product: guanine nucleotide-binding protein subunit alpha-12-like
Biological process (GO): adenylate cyclase-modulating G protein-coupled receptor signaling pathway; Rho protein signal transduction
Cellular component (GO): heterotrimeric G-protein complex; brush border membrane
Molecular function (GO): GTPase activity; G-protein beta/gamma-subunit complex binding; D5 dopamine receptor binding
Source: RefSeq, a predicted model, not a curated record
GCCUCUUACCGGCGGAGGCCAGCCUAGACACGGGCAGCGGCAAGGAGCGGAGCAGGCAGCGGGACGCGGCGCAGGAGCGUGAGGCGAGGCGACGGAGCCGGGAGAUCGAUGCCAUGCUAGCCCGGGAGAGGCGCGCGGUCCGCCGGCUCGUCAAGGUUCUUCUCCUCGGUGCUGGGGAGAGCGGAAAGUCCACGUUCCUUAAACAGAUGCGCAUUAUUAACGGGAAAGAGUUCGAUCAGAAAGCACUACGAUUCCGGAACACAAUCUAUGACAACAUUCUCAAGGGCAUGCGUGUGCUGCUGGAUGCCAGAGACAAGCUGGGCAUCUCCUGGCAGAGCUCAGAAAACGAGAAGCACGCCAUGCUGCUGAUGUCAUCCUGGGAGGGUUGCCAUGGCACCGGGGGGGUGGAGCCAGGGGACUUCCAGCUGUACGUGUCGGCGCUCAGCGCCCUCUGGAGGGAUGGAGGGGUACAGCAGGCGUACGCACGCCGCAGCGAGUAUCAGCUGAGCGAAUCAGUCAAGUACUUCCUGGAUAACUUGGACCGGAUUGGUCAACUGGGGUACUCCCCCAGCAGACAGGAUAUCCUGUUAGCCAGGAAGGCCACAAAGGGCAUCGUGGUUCAUGACUUCAUCAUCAAGAAGAUCCCGUUCCUGAUGGUGGAUGUGGGAGGUCAAAGGUCACAGAGGCAGAAGUGGUUCCAGUGUUUCGACGGCAUCACCUCCAUCCUGUUCAUGGUGUCCUCGUCUGAGUACGACCAGGUCCUGAUGGAGGACCGCAGGACCAACCGUCUGGUGGAGAGCAUGAACAUCUUUGAGACGAUCGUGAACAACAAGCUGUUCCUCAAUGUGUCCAUCAUCCUGUUCCUCAACAAGACAGACCUGCUGCUGGACAAGAUCCGCUCUGCCGACAUACGCAAACACUUCCCUGAGUACCGGGGAGACCCCCUCAGGCUGGAGGACGUCCAGUCGUUCCUGGUCCAGUCUUUCAACCGUAAGCGUCGUAACCGGGGGAAACCACUCUUCCACCACUUCACCACGGCGAUCGACACAGAGAACAUCCGCUUUGUGUUCCAUGCCGUCAAAGACACCAUCCUGCAGGAGAACCUGAAGGACAUCAUGCUGCAGUGACCCCUGACCCCCACACGACCCCCACACAACCCUGACCCCAUACUGAACUCCCCCCCUGCUGACCUAAACCAAGAACCACUAACUAUUGAGAGAGGGGUGGGAGAGGGGGGAGAAAUGACCUUUUUCUGAUGGCCCUUCAGGGUACGAUGUCCCAGUAUACUCCCUGAGAGAGAGAGAGAAUUUUGAUCAUAUGUGAUGCACAAGUUACACAAAUCGUCUUUCACAUGAACUUUCACAAGAACAAGAGAAUCCCUCUCUUUCUCUCUGUCUCUCUGUCUCUCUC